GAGGACCGCCCAGUGCUGUAAAAUUUCUUCCUGCCCCUCCAAACGGUCAAAGUCUGAACGCAACAGAUGAAGUUCAGCUGAAACCAAACUUCUACAAGAGGAUUUACAACUUUUAUUUUCUUUGCCUUUUUAUCUCUGGACGCGAUGGGUCCACUGCUGAAAUGCAGCUUUUUUAUUCUUCUGGCGUUCUUCUCAGCUCUUGUUCCUGUGGGAGCAGAGGGAAAUGGACGGCUGUUGCACAGACAGAAGAGGGAAUGGAUUUCACCUUCCCGAAAGCUAUCUGAGAACCGAGAUUACACGGGCCUUGACUCCAUCGCUAAGAUUCGCUCUGAUAAGGAAGAGUUUGCAAAGGUGCUGUACUAUAUAACAGGGCCUGGUGCUGACCAGGAGCCUGUGGGUAGAUUUCGUAUUGACCAUAACACCGGCUAUGUGAGAGUCUAUUCCAUUCUGGAUCGAGAGGAGAUUGCUUUCUAUCAUUUAAAAGGUGUGGCAAGAUUCACCAAUGGAACCCAGGCUGAAAAGUAUAUUGACGUUAAUAUUACUGUUGUGGAUAAGAAUGACAACCCACCAGUCAUUAAAAUGCAGCAAGUUGGAUAUGUCAAUGAAUCUAGUGCAACAGGUACUUCUAUCAUGACAGUAAUAGCUACUGAUGUAGAUGAUAAGAGCACGCCCAACGCCCAGAUCUCGUACAGCAUUGUCGAGCAGACUAACAUGUUCAUGAUCAACUCUCAAACUGGAGAGAUCAGCGUUCGACAGAACACACUAGAUCGGGAGAAACAAGAUAUAUACAGGUUGACUAUUAAAGCAUGCGACUUGAAUGGACAACUAGGAGGAAACACAGCAACUGGUCAAAUCGAGAUCAGAAUUCUUGAUAUAAAUGACAAUAUUCCAACCCUGGAGAAAGAAACAUAUGAAGGGAGUAUUGAAGAGAACACUGUCGGUGUGGAAGUUAUGAGGAUAAAAGCCACUGACAUGGACCUGAUUCACACAGACAGUUGGCUGGCUGUUUUCAAAAUCGUUUCAGGGAAUGAGGGAGGUUAUUUCAAUAUCACUACAGAUCCCGUGACCAAUGAGGGAAUUAUCACGGUUCAGAAGGCUCUUGACUAUGAGGAACUAAAGGUGAUGAACCUGCGUGUCAUGGUUGCCAACAAAGCAGAGUACAAUUUCGGCAGUGGGAUAACAACAGGGGCAUCAACUAUCAAAGCCUACCCCAUCAAAAUUAAUGUGGUCAAUCAGAAGGAAGGCCCUCGUUUCCAACCAAGUGUAAAGGUGGUGACUGUCUCAGAGGAACGCACAUCCACCUCCCUCAACAAAAUCAUAACGAAUUACGCUGCUAUUGACACUGACACACAAAAGAUUGCCACCAACGUAAGGUAUGUGAAACACCGUGACACUGACAACUGGUUGAUCAUAGAUGAAAAGACAGCUGAUAUCAGGCUGAAAAAAAUCCCUGACCGAGAGUCCAAGUACUUGAUCAAUGGAACAUAUUAUGCUGAAAUAAUAUGUAUCACCAAUGAUGGUUCCUCAAAAACUGCUACAGGGACCAUAGCUAUUCAAGUGGAGGACCAUAAUGAUCACUGCCCAAGACUGACCUCUCACACUCAGACUAUGUGCCUUGAGGAUAGUGUGAUCUAUGUUACUGCAGUAGAUGAAGAUCACUUCCCCAAUUCAGCACCAUUUGAGUUUACUGUGAUUGAAGAGAGCACCAAAGGGAAGUGGAGAAUCGAGCCUUUUAACGAAACCACAGUCAUUCUGCGAGAACAAGCCGAUUUGUGGCCCGGCAUUCACAGAGUGACACUGAAGAUCACGGACCAGCAAGGAAAGUCGUGUGCUGAUUUUCAGACAAUAGACGUGACCGUAUGCACCUGCCAAAAAAACACUAAAGCUUGUUUGUCACGCACAACUUCAACUGCAACUUUUGGAGCUCCAGGUGUUCUGCUCUUGUUACUGGGACUGCUGCUGUUGUUGUUGGUGCCCCUCUUACUGCUCUUCUGCCUGUGUGGAGGCACAGCGGCUAUUGCCGAUUUCAAGGCUAUUCCAUUUGACACAAAACAACAGCUGAUCUCAUAUCACACCGAGGGACAAGGAGAAGACAAGGAGGUUCCACUUAUGCGUGUCCCAGUGGAGCUUGAUGGUGGCGCAGUGAACAUCAAGGAUAUCAACACCUAUGAGGGGAAGGGAUACAUUGGAGGACUGACUGACUUAGGAGGAGCAGCAGGUGGAAGAGGAACCUUAGGCAGUGCUGUGCACACAUCUGCUUGGACAGCUGACAACAUGAACCUGUACAAUCAGUACAAAUACUCCAGUGGACUAGAUAAUAUGGAAUUUAUGAAUACAGGGAUGAUGGCUGGCCAAGAUAUGAGCUUGUCCCAAUACAGAAGUGGAGCCUUUGAUGGAAUGGCUCUAUCUGACCAGUUCCUAUGGGACUACUAUUCAAGUAAAUCAGAUCAUGCCGCACAGCAAUCUCAGGUGAAGGAUGGUAUGCUGGUCUAUAAGUAUGAGGGUCAAGAGUCGCUGGCAGGUUCUGUAGGCUGCUGCAGCCUUCUCGAAAAUGAUGACGAUCUUGCAUUCCUUAAUGACCUUGGGCCUAAAUUCAAAACCCUGGCUGAGAUUUGCCAGGGAUCAACCUUGGUGACCGAGUCUGCACAUGCAGGAGUUUCUGUCCCCCCAGUCAGACCUGUGUCUCCCAUCAGGCCAUCCACUUCAACACACACACAUGUCCAUAGUCACAAAGAAAUAGUCAGGGACAGGGACCGUGUCAACAUUAACACCCUCAAUGCCUCCAAUGUAUCAUCUGGAUCUUCUACCAUUGUCCAAGAGGAGCGUAUCACUGAGAGAGCACAGAGUUCUGCAACUCUUCCCAGCUUACAUGUCCAGGACAACGUAGUGAUUCCCAGUCAGACACUUCUCAUACAGCAGCCUACUAUGUACUAUGCUGCUACGCCCAUGUAUGUAGUUGAUUCCAAGCCCCAAGUGAUGCUUGUGGCAGGGGGCGCGCAGCAGGCAGUGGGUCAAGUAGGACAAGCUGCGCUAAGCCAUGGGCUGGUGCAAGUAAGUGGCCUCCCAAGUUCCCAGGGUGUGGUACUUGUUGAUAGACAGGGAGGAACAGGACAGGCAGCACAAGGUCUUUCGCAAGGAACAAUCUCCAGAUCCACACAAGUAUUGGUGGUGGAGAAUGGGUCCACAGGAGGAGAGCAAGGUGUGCAGUUAGCACAGGGCUUUGUUCAGGCUGGACAAGGGUCUGCAGAGCAGGGCUUUGAGGUCAGAAGUCACCGUGUGCCAGUGAAAGCUCAGGGUUUUUCACUGGGUUCACACGGUUCUCUCGGGUCAAAUGAGGACGUUAAGCUGACAGUCACACCCAAGACACAGGGAAGCAAGAGAGUGGUUGUGCAGCAGAAAAAGGUGUCAGUGACUGAGAGAAAUUUUGAAACUAGUUCAAGAGCUUAGAGCAACAAUUUUGUGUAGCCUCACCAUAAAUGUCACUCUUGUUUUGACAUAUAAUGACAUACUGGCUGGACCGGAAUGUACUACAGUACGAAAUGUACUAUAGUACAUAAACAUGAUUCACAUCUAUUAAUGCAGGUUAUUGAUUGUAAAACAGGAGUUUACUCUGCUUGUAUUUGAGCGCUAUACUGUAGAUUCUCAUCCACUGCUCUGAGUAGUUCGAAUGGAACACAGACUAUAUGGUUUACUCAGCCAUCAGAGGCUUUUUCAGACUGACACUAGUUAAUAAAAUGUCUGCCCUUUCUUAACACUAAAAUUGCAUUAGUCAGCAUUAGUUAAAUACAAUACAGGAUUAGAAAUUGUAAAAUUUUACAUGGUAUUACAUGACUUCUGUUAUUAGAAUGCAGCCAGAGAAAAACAAUGGAAAUUAAAAAAAAAAACUUUCAGUGCACUUGACAGUCCUGUGCGCACUGCAUUUAUUUUAGGUAUAAAACCAGCAUGGCUUUGGGACAGUAACUAGCUAAAACAAACUAGUGCUAAAUCAGUUAAACCUACGAUGCAAACCUCCAACUUUGUGUCCUUAUCAAAGAGGAGCCAAACAGACCAAACCAAGCAGAAAGUCUACACCUUCUCCUUGGGCAGUAAUUACUGUUAGAUCAAUGCGAGUUGCCUAUCCCAGCAUCCAGCCUGCCAAGGUGCUGUAAAAGAAAGUAAUGCACUUGUUGCCAGCUGUCCCUGAAGGCUAUGCUACAGAAGCAAUAAAUAGCUGGAAUUCACAUGCAGAAAUUUGUCUUGCCCCAAACAGAUCUCAACAGUUUCAUCCACACUCCAAGAACCCCAGUCUGAGAGUUACAAACCUUAGUAAAGACUGUUGGCAACAAAAAAAAAAAGGAUUAUUAUUUCUGCACAGCAAUCAUUUAUUAUCUGUAAUUAGUCUUCAAAAAGAGUACAAUUGUUUUUCGAGUGGAAAAAGGCAGAGGUAGAGAAUGUAGCUAUUAUAAUUUUACAUUUAUCCAUAAAGAUUUUCAACACUAGAUUUAUUGCACAGAAUGAUGUAUUAUUUUUGUGUGUUGUGAUUAUAUUUUUAAGGUGCUUAAUUUGUAUAUUGCCAUAAUUCUUGUAAGGUUUAGUACUGAUUAAAGUUGUUAAACUGACUGUUUGUUGACCUAAUUCAUACUAAUAAGAAGCUGUGCAGAAAGUAGACAAAUGUUGUAACUGCAUAAAUACAAAACAAACCAAAUAAGACAUUCUCUAUUGAAUUUUUUUGCACUAUCUUUAUAUAUUUUUUCCCUAGAUGUAUGUUUUUUCAGUUCUUUUUAGAAUAAAUCAAGUCUUAAUUUCCAGAUACUUUAAGUGCUAAAGCUGAAGAAAUGUAUUUUCUGCUAUAAUUACCAGAUGGACUUUUGUGUGUGUGCGUGCGUGUGUGUGUGUGUAAAGGUAAAAUGUGGAUGAGCAGCGUUAUUAGGGACAAGCUGUUCGAUACUGCUGUUCUCGCUACUGAUGUGUAAAUGUAAACUUACUUUCUAAACUGCUGUGUGAAUAUAGCAGUGCAGUGCUAAGCUGCAGGGCUCAUGAACAUGUUUCUGUAUUAGGGGGUUUUAUCCUGUUGUAAUAAAAUCUACCAGAA
Messenger RNA from Archocentrus centrarchus (flier cichlid), 5071 nucleotides. RefSeq names its product desmoglein-2-like. Gene Ontology annotation, cellular component: plasma membrane; desmosome. Gene Ontology annotation, molecular function: calcium ion binding. NCBI's taxonomy places the organism in Eukaryota, Metazoa, Chordata, Actinopteri, Cichliformes, Cichlidae. Gene Ontology annotation, biological process: homophilic cell-cell adhesion. The record is from RefSeq and is a predicted model, not a curated record. Bases 145 to 3447 code for a protein of 1100 amino acids. The transcript is spliced from 14 exons.